UCCAUCUGUAUCCAUUGUAUAUGUAUAUUUAUGUGUACAGGUAUCAGAUACCCAGGAAUCUUCUGGAAAACCUAAUUGAUUUAGGAUUUUCUUGGAUUUCUAUUGCAAGACUCUUCUGUAUUGGCACACGGACAUUAUAUCGUCAUCGACAAAGAAUGGGGCUCCUUGCAAACUCCAGGUUCAGCAAUAUCUCUGAUUCUGAGCUUGAUACUUUAAUUCUUGAAAUUAGGCAUUCAACUCCUUACAUAGGUGAAAGAUACAUUUCUGGCAGCCUGCGUUCACGUAACAUUCGCGUGCAACAAUGGAGAAUAAGAGAAAGACUUCAUAUAAUUGAUCCUGUUGGAACUAUAAUUCGAAGAAGGUAUGCAAUUCAGAGAAGAGUAUAUAGUGUUCCUGGACCAAAUUAUCUUUGGCACAUAGACAGCAACCAUAAACUAAUCCCAUGGAGGUUUGUUUUUCAUGGAUGUGUAGAUGGUUAUAGUCGUACAAUUGUGUACAUUGAGGCUUCGAACAACAAUUCUGCAUCAACAGUACUCACAUUUUUUCAAGAAGGCGUGAGGAAUUUUGGAUUACCUUUAAGGGUUCGAGGAGAUGCAGGUUCUGAGAAUGUGCUGGUGGAAAGAUACAUGAUCAGCGAAAGAGGACAUGUUGGAAGUUUUAUUGUUGGACGCAGUGUGCAUAAUCAAAGGAUUGAGCGUCUUUGGGCAGAAUUGAAUAGAGCAGUGACCUCAUAUUUUAAAGGUAUAUUUCUGUUUAUGGAAGAAAAUCUUGUUCUUGACAGCAACUCAGAAGUUGAUAUGUAUUGUUUACACUACAUAUAUAUGCCUCGAAUUAAAGUUGCUGUGAAUGAAUUUGUUAAUCAGUGGAACAACCAUAGUUUAAGCACAGAGAAUAAUUUUUCACCACUUCAGUUGUGGACUGCAGGUUUCUUGUCUGCAGGUGACAGAGUGAACAGCUUAGGAUUUGUCAGUUGUGACUCAUUUCCACAUAAUUCUUCACUUGAAAGGGAACACAUUCCAGAAAAUAUUUUCACUGUAUCUACCGAACAGCUAGAACACUUGCACCAAAUGGUUAACCCCCUCCAUGAUGAUCAUAAUCAUGGAAUUAAUCAUUUCUUGACUAUUAAAGAAUACCUGGGGUCCAUUUUUGUUUUGAGUUAAGGUAGUUAAUAUUUCCUUUUUCAUUGUCAGUCACAAAUGUAACAUCAUCAAACAC
Messenger RNA from Erpetoichthys calabaricus (reedfish), 1215 nucleotides. RefSeq lists its product as uncharacterized. The transcript has 2 exons. The record is from RefSeq and is a predicted model, not a curated record. The coding region runs from base 21 to 1160 and encodes 379 amino acids. Gene Ontology annotation, molecular function: nucleic acid binding. Gene Ontology annotation, biological process: DNA integration. NCBI's taxonomy places the organism in Eukaryota, Metazoa, Chordata, Cladistia, Polypteriformes, Polypteridae.